GUCUAUAUGCGCCUUGGAAAAGGCACGAAGAAAAGGGCAGCCCUCGUCGCGGUACUGUCGCAGCUAGCAACUAGCGCGCGUUACCAGGACAAAGCUGCAUUCAAGCAAGUGUAUUAUGCAGCAUUGAUUACAUUAUACAUAAUUACAGGCUGCGCUGUCGGGCCCCGUGUGCCGAUGCAGCAUGCAGAAGACGGGAGCCUGGCAACACGCACGUCAGACGACUGGCUUUGUAUAGUUGCUAGGGUAGAUAAACCCGAGUAGUUAUCGGGCAAGGGCAGCAUUAAGCGAUACUCCGGUCCAUAACGCUCGCUGUGCACGUUCAGGAACUUAGCACGCGAACCAGUAUCACUCCCAUUAGCAAAAUGGCUUCUGAGGAGCAGGCGCCUAGCUCUGGGACGCCCGGGGGCAAGCUCUUCCUAGGGGGCCUGUCUUGGGACACCACAGAAGAGAAGCUGAAGGAGUACUUCGCCAAGUAUGGCGAGGUUCAGGAUGUGGUGGUGAUGCGCGACCGCGUCACGCGGAAGCCGCGUGGCUUCGGUUUCAUUACAUUCGCGGACCCCGCAGCGGCACAAGCGGCGUGCGCGGAGCCUCACACGAUAGACGGCAGACAGAUCGACGCCAAGCCAUCUGUGCCGCACGGUGAAGGCGGUCAGCAGCCGCGCAGCAAGAAGAUAUUCGUCGGUGGACUGGCUCCCGAGACUGACGAUGCGCAACUCAAAGCGCACUUCGAGCAGUAUGGCGCGGUCGUGGAGGCGUUGGUCAUGGUGGACCACAACAGCCAGCGCUCGCGCGGCUUCGGCUUCGUGACGUUUGCUGAGGAGCCUUCCGUGGAGAAGGUGUUCGCUGCGGGUCAGAUGCACGAGCUGGGCGGCAAGCAGGUGGAGGUGAAGAGCGCCACGCCGAAGGGGUCGGGCCCACAGGCCGGCCGCGGUGCUGGCCGCGGCGCGGUGUCCGCCGGCGGGGCCUACGGCGGCCGCGGCUACGGCGGCGGCGGCGGCGGCGGCCGCGGCGGCUACUACCAGGGCCAGGGCUACGGCGGCUACGGCUACGGCGGCUUCCCCGGCUACGGCGCGGGCGGCUUCGGCGGCUACGGUGCGGGUAUGCAGGGGUACGGCAACUACGGCAUGAUGGGUUACGGGGCCGGGUACGGCGGCAUGAUGGGGUACGGCGGCUAUGGCGGCUACGGCAACUACGGCUACGGGAACCAGCAGCCGUACGGCAACCAGCCCCAGGGUGGGCGCGGUGGUCGUGGCGGUGCCGGCGGCAGCGCUGAGGGCCAGUACUGAGCCCCCGCUUACGGAACAGCCCACGGCAAGGAGGGCUCGUGCGGCACACGGGCAGGCAUGAGGCGGCGGCCUGGUCCGACCGAGGCUGCACCGCUGCAGGCGGGCCGCGACAUUGAAGCGGAGCAUGCAGCUGCAGGGUCGCAGCGUGGGCUAGCCGUCCCAGAAACGGCCUGAGUCCGUCCUUGUAGGAGCGGGCGCACCCGCAGCCGCAGCGUUGGGUUGCUGCGCACAGCACGCCGCCGGUGCACCGUGCCGGCGGCGGAGGCCGGAAGGAUGCAUGGCGUUUGGAUGCGUUUGGAGCGACGCGUUGUUGGUUGUCGGGGUUGCAAGCUCUGUUAAGCUUAUCUUGUUCUUGUCUCGCCGUUUCGGGCAGAUGUCCUUCAAGUGACCCAUUCGAAGCGUCGAGGUGUCUUUCUGCGCCGGUGCCGCCGUGUUGGAGGCGUGGCGCGGGCACCUCUCGGCUAGUGCAGCGCGGCUCUGGCCUAGGCCCACAGGACAGGGGGCGCUACUGAUUCGUCAUCCUUUUGCGGAGUGUCGCGAGCACGUGUGCCGUUGCUGCGGUAUGUUUUGCCGCUGCAGCGGUAGCUGGUAGAAGUGGGGCCAUGGAUGGCGGUGGCGGCUGGGUGUCGUGAGGGACACGCGCCCGGCGCCUCGGUGACCCCACCGGCACGUCGGGUCUGUCGUUGUCGUGUGUGGGCGCGGCUUGCGCGUGGCGUGUGUGCCUUUACCGAGGCACAUGGCCAGCGAGGGCGCUUCCGGGCGAGUCCGACCGGCCGGUCGGGUCGCGCAACCGCAACUGCUGUCCCGAUUGCCGGGCCUGAUGCUAGUGUGCUGCUGAGAAGACACCACCAAGUUUGGCUGCAGGCAAAGCGGGGGAUGCUGGCACUGCUGAGUGCACGGGGAAUGGCGUGUGUCAGUUUUGAGUGCGCCUGUUGUGUGUCUGUGUGCAUGUAUGGUGCGGUGCAUCGCGUGCAGUGGUGUGAGAGGGCCGUGUAAGCGGUGGCUCUGUCUGGACCCGUGACGUUCUUUUACCGCUGUGACCGCGUGUCGCGUGUGUUCGUCGUGUGCAAUACGUGCCAAGUGUCUUUAUCGUGUACAUGCAUUGCGAUGGCGCGUGCAGUACAUCAAACUGCGAGUGUUGUGGGUGCAAGACGACGGCGGGGGUGGGGGUCGUUUACGAGAGGCUUCAGGCAGCGAGGGCGAAAGCAAAGACGAUGGGAUGCAGGUUGGAUCGAGAGGAGCCUGGUUCAUGCACAGCAAGUAUCCAUGGGCGCAAGACCUCGUGGGUGUGUCUGGGUCAGGAGAAGAAUGAUGUGUACUUGUUUCGGGGCCUUGGCAGCUGGCGCAGGCGCACGCAGGUGUGCCGGAUUGCGCGAUGUGAGCGCCCCGAGUCCACCGGUUGAGAGAGAAUCAGUGGAGAGAGAGGGAGAGAGCGUACUACCAGACACCACAGGUUCAAAGAGUCGAUACAACAUGAUGAGGCGGGGGGCCUGCGGAGCGGGCCCGCUUUUGCAGUAAGAAGGGUGGCUGCAUGGCACGGGCGGACGGCUGCGGGCUGGCGGGCGUGGACGUGUGUGAGAUGUAAAGGCGGCUGCCG
Chlamydomonas reinhardtii is the source of this 2883-nucleotide messenger RNA. RefSeq lists its product as uncharacterized. Gene Ontology annotation, molecular function: RNA binding. Bases 363 to 1286 code for a protein of 307 amino acids. NCBI's taxonomy places the organism in Eukaryota, Viridiplantae, Chlorophyta, Chlorophyceae, Chlamydomonadales, Chlamydomonadaceae. The transcript has 10 exons. The record is from RefSeq and is a predicted model, not a curated record.